UCUUCCAAAAUAUCACAAUCCAUCAACAUUCAACUUUCUCACUAUAUAUAUAAAAAUCCAUUAGCUUUCUAUGGCAUUUUCAAGAGUUACAUUCCUAGUCAUUUUAAUCUCUACGGUUGCAAUUGCCUCUGCUGGCAAUUUUUAUCAAGACUUUGAUAUAACAUGGGGGGAUGGACGUGCUAAAAUACUCAACAAUGGCCAACUUCUUACUUUGUCUCUUGACAAAUCCUCUGGCUCUGGUUUUCAAUCCAAAAAUGAAUACCUUUUUGGCAAAAUUGAUAUGCAGCUUAAACUUGUUCCUGGCAACUCUGCUGGCACCGUCACUGCCUAUUAUCUAUCAUCAAAAGGUGGUGCAUGGGAUGAAAUUGACUUUGAAUUCUUGGGAAACUUGAGUGGUGACCCAUACAUUCUUCACACCAAUGUGUUUAGCCAAGGAAAAGGUAACAGAGAGCAACAAUUCUACCUAUGGUUUGACCCAACUGCAGAUUUUCACACUUAUUCCAUCCUCUGGAACCCACAACGAAUUGUUUUCUCUGUGGAUGGAAGUCCAAUUAGGGAAUUCAAAAACAUGGAAUCAAAUGGUGUUCCAUUCCCCAAAAGCCAACCAAUGAGAAUCUAUUCUAGUCUUUGGAAUGCUGAUGAUUGGGCUACAAGAGGUGGACUUGUUAAGACAGAUUGGUCCAAUGCUCCUUUUACUGCUUCUUAUAGAAACUUCAAUGCUAAUGCAUGUACUGUGUCUUCUGGAACAUCAUCUUGUAGUUCAACACAAUCCAAUAAGAAUUCUUGGUUCUCUGAGGAGUUGGAUUCUACAAGUCAUGAGAGGCUCAAGUGGGUGCAGAAGAAUUAUAUGAUCUACAACUACUGCACUGAUACCAAAAGAUUUCCUCAGGGUCUUCCUCAAGAAUGCAUGAUGGUUUGAAUUUGAAAUUCAGUUUAUCUCAACCUUUUGUAUUGUAUUGUAUUGUAUUGUAUUAUUAUCUUUUCUUUUGUAAUUUUAAUUUAUAUGAUAUAUUCUUUAAUUCAUUGUAUAAGUCACUAUAAAGAAUCCAAUUUCUAUGAUACAUUAUUUCUUUUUUUUUUUUUA
Molecule: messenger RNA, 1084 nt
Organism: Medicago truncatula (barrel medic)
Lineage: Eukaryota; Viridiplantae; Streptophyta; Magnoliopsida; Fabales; Fabaceae
Product: probable xyloglucan endotransglucosylase/hydrolase protein 23
Exons: 3
Coding region: 71-919 (282 amino acids)
Biological process (GO): cell wall biogenesis; xyloglucan metabolic process
Cellular component (GO): apoplast; cell wall
Molecular function (GO): hydrolase activity, hydrolyzing O-glycosyl compounds; xyloglucan:xyloglucosyl transferase activity
Source: RefSeq, a predicted model, not a curated record